Molecule: messenger RNA, 2675 nt
Organism: Cyprinodon variegatus (sheepshead minnow)
Lineage: Eukaryota; Metazoa; Chordata; Actinopteri; Cyprinodontiformes; Cyprinodontidae
Gene: dlx1a
Product: distal-less homeobox 1
Exons: 4
Coding region: 626-1387 (253 amino acids)
Biological process (GO): embryo development; cell differentiation; negative regulation of transcription by RNA polymerase II
Molecular function (GO): DNA-binding transcription factor activity, RNA polymerase II-specific; RNA polymerase II cis-regulatory region sequence-specific DNA binding
Source: RefSeq, a predicted model, not a curated record
CUGCAUUUUUUUGAUAACACAUUCUGCAACUUACUCAUUCUGUUUGCGGUUCAAUUAUGCAAUUACUCUGAUAAUCGCAGUGAGGGAAUUUAACCGCCUUUAAUUUGUUAUUCAGGUGGAGAUGAUGGAGGGACCGCGGAUAGAGGAGCGGGGCUGCGCCUCUACUGCGCAGCGACUGCGGCAGAGGAGCUGCGGUCUGCAGAUUAAUGCAGAGGAAAAUAGAGGUCUGCUGGAGACUUUCCUCUGCUUUCAUCCUAAGGAGGAUCCCUGACCUCGGAUGGCUCACAUCUGUCUGCUUCUUCUCCGUCACGUGAUCAUUUACAACCAAAGUUCUUCGGACCCCAACCCCAGCCUCACCAAUGGGCUUCUCUGUCGCAAAGAGUGGACCAAUCAGCGACUGCCUUUGAUGAAUAUUCAUGAGUUCCAGAUUCAAACCUUUGAGCGAGUUUGUCUCGGUCCACAGCAUCACUCCCAGGACUUUUUCACAGGCGCAAACUGAAUUUUCUUAUGAAUGGAAGGAGAAAAAAUCAGGCCGGCUUAAAUUGGGACCCAUCCUUUAGCUGAGAUCACAAAAGGAGGAAAACAACAAAAGCGGAGCGGAGACAGGAGGGAACCGCCAGAAGAGAUGACAAUGACCACGAUUCCAGAAGGUCUUAAUAGCCCUGCCUCAGGAAAAGCCGUUUUCAUGGAGUUUGGACCCCCGAGUCAACAAAUGUCUCCUUCCUCCAUGUCUCACGGACACUAUCCCAUGCACUGUUUACAUUCUACAGGUCACACGCAGCACGACAGCUACAGCCCAGCAUCUUCGUUCCCCAGAUCUUUGGGUUAUCCGUACGUAAACUCCGUCGGUAGCCAUCCAACCAGUCCAUACCUGAGUACAGUACAGACCUACCAGAACAGCUCUGGGCUCACACAGACACGGCUGGAGGAUCCAGCACCAGAAGCUGAGAAGAACACAGUGGUAGAAGGCGGGGAGGUGCGAUUUAACGGCAAGGGGAAAAAGAUUAGAAAACCAAGGACUAUAUACUCCAGUUUACAGCUCCAAGCGCUCAACAGGAGAUUCCAGCAAACGCAAUACUUGGCGUUACCGGAGAGGGCUGAGCUGGCUGCGUCGUUGGGUCUGACUCAGACACAGGUAAAAAUUUGGUUCCAGAAUAAACGAUCCAAAUUUAAGAAACUAAUGAAGCAAGGCGGCAACACAAUCGACACAAACGUUUUAGCAACCGGCCGUGGACUUUCAACCGGCUCGCCUACGGUUGCUCAGGUUUGGACAUCCCCGACCACCGUGAAGACCUCGGUUGGCACAACCGGCUCUUACAUCCCCAGCUACACCUCGUGGUACCCGACCACGCACCAAGAGUCUAUGCAACAGUCGCAGCUCAUGUGAGCAGAGACUCAGGAUGUUGAGGGAGCCGCAGCGGCACGAGCGCGGCCUCGGCAUUGACGAUGCUCCACUAGAAAAGCUGCCGCAUCCCGCGCGCUGAGGCCUCCUCUUCCCGGCGAGCAGACAGGAGGGAGGGAGAAGCAGGAAAAAAUGGAGGGGAAGCUGAGAGGACGAAAAUGCGCACAGUGAACCCACGCAGGGCAGCGAGUCACUGGCAGCGGGAAUCAAAACGAAAAAAAAGCAUAUUUGGGCUGCUGUUGUUUACUUUCAUUUUUUUUUAACUCAAAUCGGUGUAAGGAUUUUUAUUGUUGUUUUUUUCCUUUAUUUUACUGCAGAUGAUUACCUAAAACCAAGCAUUGAUUCCUAAAUGCCAAUCAGGUCUUUACCCAAAAUAACAGAUUCCAGCAGUCAGGCCGCCAUGCUUACAGCAUAAUUCAACCACAGUAAAUAUUCACCUCGCUGUGUUGUUUCUAUGUGUUUGUUAUUUAAGUUAAAUUAUUCCGACUCGUCUGUGUUCAUUCUGUAUGCGUGUUUUGAGAUGACAACAUUGUGUUGUUGUAAUGCUGCACUAACGCAGGCAGAGCUUUUAUUUUUGCCGUGCCCCCUAUGUCAUGUGAACAAAUGUAAAAGGCCAGCCGAUCCGCUGUUUCUGAGAGAAAAAAAAGAAAUACCCCGAAGACGAGCAGCUAUAAAUUGUCACUGUAUUUUGUAUAUAAUUUUUCAGAUUUCUUUCUCUUUUUUUGGUUUGUUUGUGAUUUUACUUGAUACGCUGUGAAACAGGGUUUUUAGGCUUUUUGUGUAUAUAUUAUUCGUCGACAUGUGUUUUAGUCACCAUAGAAUAUAUUUAGUUUUGUAUUGAUCACUUUAAUUUAUUAAUCUGUUUAUGGAGUUUUUUUUGUACAUAAAAGUGAGAAAAAAGUUUCAAAAGCAGUAAAAUAUGAUUUAAAUUAUGCUUAAGCACGGUGUCUGAUUCAACCCUCUCUUCCUGUCCACAUCCUCCUCCUCCUCUCCUCUCUGCGCCGUGCAGCUUUAAUGCGAGCUGACACAAAGCAGGAUCAUGUUGGCUGUUGUAGCAGACACCAUGUGAGCUGCAGAAAAAGGCGCCCAGUUUAGAUUAAGGCCAUGUUUAACAAUCGGCCCUACAUGCCUUUGUGCAGCUCCUGCUCACUGAAUGCAGAUGUGAUAAAACCUCUGGAGUGAACCACAGAUGAGAAAUCAUGCUGGAAAUUUUAUGGAAAAUAUCAGCCUAUUUAUGACUAUUAAAGAGCUACAAUAAUGUAUAAAUUUAACA